AUGCAGAUUCUGUCUACGGCGUUGACCAAUAUCGAUCUUCUUGGCGCCUUCAAAACCGCGUUUUAUGUUGUUUUUUUCGGCCUAAUUACGCCUUAUUCUCCCCUGGUCAUGUUGGGCUCUACUCCGCUCAAUUUCAUCUUCCUCUCUAUACCCACUCUUUUGGCAUUAAUGAUCAUACUUACUUGGCUCAUCUUUCUUGUCAUUCAGAAGGGUCAACUUAGCUUAUUUCCUUGGAGUGAAGCUAUUCUUGGGCCUCAUAUCGCUUACAAUCCCAUCUUCCUCUCCUUUGCUAUCUCGCGUUGUCUAUCAAAUGCACCGUCCUUGGCCGAAAUUGUUUCAACUGAUGACCUCAACAUAGCCUCCCAGCUUUCUGCACGUCUCAUAGCCAUCUUCAUUUGCUGGUGGUUCUGGCGUCACCUUUUGUCAUUCGAUUGCGAUUCAUUAUUUUCCUACCUGGAACAAAGGUACAUGCGAUCCCGACCAUUGUCUUUUUGCUUCUUUGGCUGCCUCUUACUAACGAAUUUACAUUUGCUGAUCAACAUGAUUCCUGCCUGGCUGGCAUCUGUUGGCCCGCUCUACAAACGCCACUUUGUCGCUGUCCCUGUCACCUAUAUUCUUCUCUUGUCCUCCGCCCUAACUGGACUGUACGGCCUAAUUGUGAUUUCCAUCUUUACUGGGCUGUUGAACCUAGUCUUUUUGGCUCAUUUGCCCACAACACUGCCUGAUGCGUCUGUUCUGGAGGCAAAUGGCUUAACUGAACAGCUGAACGUUCAGCUGAAUAUCAGCUCGCGAUUCACCUUUCCCUUUUUGGGUCUCAACGUGACUGGAAGCUUUUCCGAGAAUGCCGACAGAGCACCCUGCUUCGCAUAUUUUCCAUUGACUCAUUUGCCAGAGUAUCUGAUUCAGUACCUCCUAGCCGAUCCUAUAUACUACAUAUUGCUACAUGCUCUGCAAUCAGCCCAGACGAGCUUUGACGGACGACAGUUCUCUGUUAAGCAGACGCGCCAACCAGCGACCCCUAGCCACAUUACAGAGACUGAGGCCAUGGCUGACCGAGGGGCCAAUUUGUCUGUCUGGCGACCUGCAAGUGUGCUCAGUCUAGCAAUCUUAAUCCAUCUGAUAGAAUGGAUUUUAGCUUGGGUUGCUGGGAUUAAGAUCCGCAGUCUGCUGGCCGCCACUCAAGUUCCGGUGCCCUAUUGGCUGUCGGCCACCACUCUCGUGCGCAGAUCUCUAUCACCUGUCGGUACCUCGUCUUCUGACCACCGCAACCAACUGUCGGAAGCCCCAUCAGAUGAUUGGGUGUCGACUGAUCUGGAUUUUAUGGCUUGGUUACAAGCUCAAAUCUGCCUUAUGCAGCCGUUACUUUUGCUGAUCAGCCUGCGUAUUCAUCUGUUAUCCCGUCAUUUGGUCAACGAGCUUCUACCCUCCUGGUUUUUGCUAGGACUGAUCGACUCCACUCCGAUUGAACCACUGAACCCUGGCCUCCAGAAGGCUUCUUUUACAUUCACUGGCUCAAAUGCUACAAACGGUGGACUUCACACAGUAGCUGAGCCUACUUCGCAUCCGGCUAGAAUUUCCUUCCUGCAGAUCCUUGUUAGCAUAGGUUUAUUGAUUCCGGUACAUCUUUUGCUACUCAUACUUCUUCCUCCUUGGCUCAUUGACUCAUGGAUGACCCCACAUUAUAGCUUCUCUGCGGCAUCUCUUUUUAAUAAUUCCACCAUCAAUAAUUCUUGUAUUGAUAACCAGUUUGGAGCUAAACUCCCAUCCUUCCUAGAGACUUUGCUUCGGCUAGCGCCCUCAUUUUUUAUAAUGCAACCUGGGUGCUUAAUUAAUUCAUUUAAGCGCUGCCCCUGCAUUCUUGCCGCAAGCGUGGGUCUUAUUUUACUUGGCCCCUUGAUUUCGCAACGUCGGUUAUGGUUUAUUCCUGCCUUACUGGCCUGGCUCCUUAGCUCCUUCAUCUGCCUGGCUAUUGCGGCUUUACAUUUAAGGCUUAAUCAGAUCGAAGCGACCGGUGUCUCUUCUCUUACCUCGAUUGCGACUUCCACUUUGAACGAUGAUCUUGAUCCGAGCUUCUCUUCCAUAAGUUCAAGCAAUUCCACCACCGGAAAACCUUGCAUUGCCUUUGAUAACGUUGCUGAAGGGCUUGCUGGCCUCAGCUCUGAACCAAUCUCUACAUGCUUAAUCAAAUCACCUCCUAGUUUCUUUAUCUCGAUAAACCAACUUGAAGCUUUGCUAGGAUAUAAUUCGAUGCCUCUCAUUUCUUGCGUCGAGGUUUGGUUGUCUGUUUUCAUUUUACUAGUCUUUAUCGCUAGUACCUGUAUCUUCGGUUUUAUCCUCAAGCAACCCAACGCUUAUUCACCACAGUCAAUUACUGACUCUACAGCGAAUACUAUUCUCUUGCGUAAAUCCUGCUCUUUUUCCAAACAAACAACAAAAUGCUGUACUAAUUUUAAUUUUUGUCGCAUAAAGACCAAACGGUUAGUUUCAGCUGAAUAA
Molecule: messenger RNA, 2496 nt
Organism: Protopolystoma xenopodis
Lineage: Eukaryota; Metazoa; Platyhelminthes; Monogenea; Polystomatidea; Polystomatidae
Source: the annotation of a GenBank genome assembly